Messenger RNA from Dimorphilus gyrociliatus, 4315 nucleotides. Lineage: Eukaryota; Metazoa; Annelida; Polychaeta; Dinophilidae. The record is from the annotation of a GenBank genome assembly.
AAUGGAUAACCAAAUAUUUCUUCUUAUAACAUUGUGUUUUGCAAAUAAUAACUCAGCUGCUUUAUCAAAGAAUGCAAUUUCAAAUUGUAAACCAGGGCGAACAACUAACAGGGUACAAUCUUGUGGAGUUUGUCAAAGUGGAACAAUUCAUUCACUUGGCAGAUUAAGCUGUUAUAAUUGUCCAGAUUUUUGUGUACUUGGAUUCUGUAAAUUAAAAUCUGAUACAAGUAAUCCAGAUGAUGCAACUCUUUGUGAAAAGUGCAUCAACAAUUACUUUAUGAAACAAGGAAAAUGCUAUAAAUGUUUACCUGGCUGUAAAAAGUGUGAUUCUAUUGACAAAUGUCAAGAUUGUGCAGCAAAUUUUGCUCUAAGAAGAAACUCAAAUGAUUGUCUUCCCUGCCCUCACAACUGUGAAAAAUGCAGUUGGCUUACAAAUUCUUUUAGAGUUCAAUGUGAAGUCUGCAAAGCAGGAUAUACUGUAACAAGUAAGAACUGUAUAGCUUGUGGAUCAUUCUGUAAAUCCUGUAUAUACCAUAAAAGUAAAGGAAUUAAUUGCACUACUUGUGACAGUAAUGCAUAUAAAAUAACUAAGAACAAUAUAACAACUUGUAAUCUAUGUUCUACAUCAAUGACUGGCUGCUUUAAGUGUUCUAAUAAAGAUUCUUGUACUAAAUGCAUCUCCAAAUCAUAUGCUCUGACAACAUCUAAAAAGUGUGUAAAGUGCAGCUCCAUCCACUCUGCCUGCUUAGAAUGUGAAGCCCACGAUAAUGCUAAUAAAUGCAUAAAAUGUAACAUUGGCUAUUAUAAAAAAGAUGAUUCGUGCUCCUCCUGUCCAAGAAAUUGCCAUUCUUGUCUGGAAACUAACAAUGCUGUAAAAUGUUCAAAGUGUAUGGAUGACUACACAAUUCUUGCUGCGAAAGCAUGUGACAAAUGUCCUGAUAACUGUUUGGAGUGUGAAGUCUCUUCAGGCAAUCUAAUUUGUAAGGCUGACAAAUGCAAACCAAAAUAUACUAGAAAUUCAAACAAUCUUUGUUCAAAGUGUCCUGAUAAAUGUAAUGAGUGCACUUGGAAUUCUGCCAACUUUCGCACAGAAUGUACUGGAACAAAUUUUGUUCAUUCUUGUACUGAAAAAGAGAAUGGAAAAUCAUGGACACGAAGGAGUGAUGGAUCUUGUGCAGCUUGCCCUAAUAAUUGUGAUAAAUGCUACUUUGAAAAGAAUACAGCAAAAACUCCAAUUUGCUAUGCUUCUAUGUGUCAAAAAACAUAUACAUAUGAUGAUGAAAGUGGUAUUUGUAUUUCAUGUCCAGUUGGUUGUGAUUACUGUAAGAAAAGAACAGCUGGGUUAACAUGUCUGCAAUGUAGUGAAGGGUUUGCUUCCAAUUAUGGAAAUUCAUCCAGCAUUAUUGAAUCUUGUGUGGCUUGUUCAAUUGAAAAUUGUGACUAUUGUGAGGUGAUAGCCAAUGAAAUAAAAUGUAUACGAUCACCAUGUACAAAUUCUACAACUGGAAAGUUCUCUUUCAAAACUGGAACCUGUGAAGAUCGCCCUGUCAGUGAUACAUCCUUUAGCACUAUUCUUGAUGAAAGUGUUCAUUCCUCUGAUGAUGUAUCAUUUGAUUAUGAUAUUGUUAAUGAAUAUAUUGAGCCACAUGUUUUAGGGAGCACUAAUGAUAUGGCUUUGAAAAUACCUCCUCCACCCUGUCCUGUUGGAAGAAUACUAAUUCCUACUGGGCCACAUGUUGGUUUAUGCCGAAAUUGUGGAUAUAAUUGUAAUGAAUGUCAAUUGAAUAGUGGAGGCACUGAUGUUGAAUGUAGAACAUGCAUUGGAAAUAGUCAGUGGGUUGUCAUAGAAGUAGAUGGAGUAGUAUCAAAAGGAUGUUAUGAUUGUAGUAUUGCCAGACCUCAAUGUAAAUAUUUUGAAAGAUUUGGCACCGCUCCAAAUUAUAAAUGUAGAUGUAAAAGAAAUCAAUGUAUUGGAGAUCAGACUGAUUUUAAUAUUGGUACAGUAUUUCAAGAACCUGCUUCUGAAUUUAAACCUUUUCAAAAGUGUACAGGCUGCUCAGAAAAGUUUCCCAAUGCCCUUCAAUGUUCUGGAGUAAAUACAGGCAGUUUAAGCAUUAAUAGCUGUAAAACUGGCUUUACUAAAACUUUUUUAAACAACACAAGUUGCCUUAAAAUUGGAGAAUUUUGCUCAGGAUGGUCAAGCCUUUCACCAGUUAAGUGCUUAGCCUGUGCUGUUGGAUCAUACUUUUCCUCUGGCCUUUGUUUACCUUGUCCAGUUGGCUGUAGUGAAUGCAUUUCUGAAGGAUCAAUAAUUUAUUGCAUUGCUUGUUCAAAUGGAAAAACUGGUAUAGAUUGCCAAUCUCCACCAUCUGUUUGCGAUUCAAUAAAUGUAGACAAUUGCAAUAUCAAAUGGAAUGUAGCUUUUUUUAAGUCAACACCAAAUUGCCAAUGUUUAGGCUGUGAUACUUACUACAGAGUUGACAACAUUGUUCCAGGCAGCAAUGGAAUGCUUGGAGCUGCUUGUACAUCCACAGGUACAACAAUAACUAUUGCAAAUUGCCAACAAAUGGCACUAGAUUACAAAAAUGAGACUAUCUGCACUAAAUGUAUACCACCCUAUUUACUGGAUGAUGGUACAUGUAAGGAAGAUGUGCCUGAUUGUAAAAGUGGAUUCACCUAUUUCAGAAUGAAUGAGAAAGUCUGUCAAGUACCCAAGAAACAUUUUGUUGUAUCAUCAAAUUUAAGAAUACUUAGAGUCCCUAAAAACAGAGAUGGAGGGAAACAAUGGAACUCGGAAUGUAUAUACAAUUCUGUUGGUGAGAGUCGAUUGGAGGAUGAAGCCAUUGCUAAUUGUCUGGAAUAUAGUAGCCCAGCUGAAUUCUCAACUGUUUCAGAAUGUACAAAAUGUAUUGCUGGUUGGGCUCUGGAACAAGCUUCCUCUACAUCAUCUUCAAAAUGUCACCAAUGCCAGCUUGGAUGUGAAACAUGUAUAGUUGAUGUAUCUUCAACACCUACAACAGUUAACAGGUGUACUGUUUGCUCCAAAAGCUAUGCACUUAAUAAUGCUGGAACAUGUAUAAAAUGUCCAUACAAUUGUGAUGAAUGUAGAGUUGAUCCAGAAAAUCAAAAUAAUGCUCUUUGCCUCUCUUUUGGAUGCACUUCAGGAGCUUUAAAUGAUGCAAAUUUUAGUUGUCAAUCCUGUUCUAUUGCCAAUUGUGCAAUUUGUGUACAACAAAUUAAUGGUAUGUUCAAAUGUUUAAAAUGCAAUCAAGGUUAUUAUAAAGAUGAUGAUGGAAUAUGUCAAGCAUGUAUGCAAAACUGUCCCUUUUGUUUUAAUAAUCAAAGUUGUAUACCUGAUGGUUGUAAAGAAGGUUUUAUUAGGCAUAGAACUGAGGGAACCUGUCUACCCUGCAUUGGAGAUGGAGUAGCAAGAUGUUCAUUUGACACAGCAACAUUCAAUAUACUUAUACCAGAAAUGUGUAAAAUUGGUUUCAGACUGGAUACAUCUACUAAUCCACCUUCGUGUGAAAGAUGUGAUCCGAAUUGCAAAAUAUGUAAUGCUCAUGGUAUUGCUAAAUGUGAUGAUGAACAAUGUAACUUUGGUUAUUUUUAUGAUCCAACUGAUCAAAAAUGUUAUAAAGAGAAAACCAGAUGUGACAAAUCUAUUAGAAAAUGUCCAACUGGGUGCAAAUCUUGUUCAUUGGUUGGUGGAAUGGUCCAAUGCACAGCUUGUUUGCCAACAUAUGGAUUGAGAGAAGGAUUAUGUGACAAAUGUAAUUCGGAUAAAUGUCAAAUCUGUGAAAUUCCUCCAGGAGAGACUUCAAUGGUUUGUACAUUAUGCUUACAGCAAUAUUAUUUAAAUAAUGAUGAAUGUGGAAAAUGUCCAACUCACUGCAAGGAAUGCAAUCACAAUGGAAAUUAUCAAUGUAAAACAUGCAUGAAAAGAUAUGGUAGGUCACCUGAUGGAACUUGUCGUCUGUGUCCAUCAAACUGUGAAACAUGUGUUAUCAAUACUAGUCAAAUUAGUACAUGUACUAAAUGUAUAUCUAAUGAAUUUUCCCUUCAAAUUGAUGGAACAUGCAUGCCUUGUUCAUCAGCUGCAUUUACCAAUUGUGCAACAUGCACUAAAGCAUUAUUCAAUAGAAAGACUGUUUGUAAAUCAUGUGAUGCUGGCUUUUCUUUAAGUGAUGAUGGAGAAAGUUGUGUUUUUUGUUCUAUAAGUAAAUGUUCUAUGUGCAUUCAUGGUAAUAUAUGUUCUGAAUGUAAAACUGGUUUUCAUUUAAGUAACUAUAAUAGAGAUUGUGUUAAUAAAUGA